This is a messenger RNA of Priapulus caudatus, 6804 nucleotides long. Its product is annotated as laminin subunit alpha-like. The transcript is spliced from 43 exons. The coding region runs from base 37 to 6804 and encodes 2255 amino acids. Lineage: Eukaryota; Metazoa; Priapulida; Priapulimorpha; Priapulimorphida; Priapulidae. The record is from RefSeq and is a predicted model, not a curated record.
CGUCACAUCCGCUCUGCGGGCAGAGGGACUUGAGAAAUGGCGGGGUACGGAUGUACGAUGCCGGUGCUCUGGACACUUUUAGUGUUUUUAGCCGUAAAUACGGUGCGAUCGGAGGUUUUGACGCCUCCUUAUUUUAACCUUGCCGAAGGUCGAAGGAUCGAAUCGACGUCUACGUGUGGAGAGGGCGUACAGGAGAAGGAGUUAUACUGUAGAUUGACGGGAGCGAACACGGAGGAGGUCGGCGAACGACCAGACAACAUUUUACAGGGUCAACUGUGUGACUACUGCGACCCGCGGGACGCCAACCGCAAGCACCCGAUCACACAGGCUACCGACGGCACGCAGAAAUGGUGGCAAAGCCCGCCGCUGUCACGCGGGGCCGAGUUCAACGAAGUCAACAUCACCAUCGACCUCGGACAGGAGUUCCACGUUGCCUACGUCUUCAUGAAGAUGGGUAAUGCGCCGCGGCCGGGAGUCUGGGUUCUGGAGCGCUCCAAGGACAACGGUGUUAGCUGGGACCCCUGGCAGUACUUUGCUGACUCACCCGGCGACUGCCUCCACUUCUUCAACCUCGCCAGCAACGAACCAAUCACGGAAGACGACAGCGUCAUCUGCACGACCGAGUUCUCCAAGGUCAUCCCGCUAGAGGGUGGUGAGAUCGUCAUCUCGCUCGUGAACAACCGUCCGAACGCGAUGAACUUCUCUCACUCGAAGGAACUUCAGGAGUUCACGGAAGCGACGAAUGUUCGGCUGCGUCUGCUGCGUUCCAAGACACUGCUGGGUCACCUGCUGGCCGUGGCGCGGCAGGACCCCACCGUCACGCGCAGGUACUUCUACAGCAUUAAGGACAUCUCGAUCGGCGGCCGCUGCGUCUGCAACGGUCACGCGAACGUCUGCGACAAGACUGACCCGCGCGACCCCUACAAGCUGCUGUGUCGCUGCCAGCAUAACACGUGUGGGGCGCAGUGCGACACCUGCUGCACCGACUACGUGCAGAAGAAGUGGCGGAGGGCCACCGAGGAGGACUCGUACGUCUGCGAGGCCUGUAACUGCCACGGCCACUCUGAGCAGUGUGAGUACGACGCUGACGUUGACACAAAGAGCAUGAGUUUGGACAUCAGCGGACAAUACAUCGGUGGAGGCGUCUGCCAGAACUGCAGGGAUUACACAGAGGGAAUUAACUGUGAGAAGUGCAUCUCUGGUUUCUACCGACCCGAAGGCAGGCUGCGGAACGAGACGGACGCAUGCACACGUUGUCGCUGCGACCCGCGCGUGUCCACGGGCGCAUGUUCCGACGUGACGGGUCAGUGUGAGUGUCGCGACAACUUUGCCGGUGUGAACUGUGAUGAGUGUGCAUAUGGUUACUACGCGCCACCACACUGCUACCCGUGCGACUGCUACGCCAACGGCACCAUCGACGCGGUCUGCUACCCUGAACAAGGACAAUGCCCCUGCCGCUACAACUACGGCGGCGCCACCUGUGACCGCUGCGCCCAGGGAUUCUUUGAUUUCCCGCACUGCACGCCGUGUAACUGCUCGCAGUACGGCUCCCUGGAUGAGAUCUGUGAUGAGGUGAGCGGACAGUGUAAGUGCAGUGGCGUGUUCACCGACCGCGCGUGCGACCGCUGCCGCGAGGGAACCUGGAACUACCCACACUGUGAAUACUGUCAGUGUGACCUAGCGGGAGUGACGCCUGAGAUAUGCAAUGAUGAGACUGGACGGUGUCUCUGUCUGGACGGAUUCAACAGCGCCAACUGCGGUCGCUGCGCAGCCGGAUUCUACGGCUUUCCCGAUUGCCAAGAGUGCACGUGUGACCCGGUCGGCUCGGAGGGAGACGCGUGUGCCGUGACGGGACAGUGCCGAUGCAAGCCCAACUUCUCCGGACCCAAGUGCGGCCUGUGCGCAUCCGGGUUUUACAGCUACCCCGAUUGCUUGCCGUGUGAUUGCGACCUGCUGGGAGCCCAUGGUGCCUCGUGUAACGACCAGGGACAGUGCAUCUGCCGCGGUAACUUCGAGGGUCUACACUGCGACCGCUGCCGAGAGAACUUCUACAACUACCCGCUGUGCGAGGCGUGUAACUGUCAUCCGGCCGGCGUGUCAGAUUCGUUCGGCGGAUGUGACACCGUCGCCGAGGGACAACUGUGCGAGUGCAAGGAACGAGUGACAGGGCGUAUCUGUGAUGAGUGCAAGUCUUUGUUCUGGAACCUUCAACACAAUAACAGAGAAGGUUGUCAGGACUGCGACUGCUGGGAGCCUGGCACGCUGUCUGGCUACAGUUCGUGUGACGGGGAGACAGGACAGUGUCUCUGCAAGCCCUACGUGACGUCACGACGCUGCGACCAGUGCCAGCCCGGAACCUACAAGCUGCUCGAAAACAACCUGUUCGGAUGCGAGUCUUGUAUGUGCGACGCGGGCGGGGCACUGAACGCUCACUGUGACACUGUCACGGGUCAGUGCCUCUGCCGCCCGCGUGUGUCCGGCCGGGCGUGCGACUACCCGCACACGAACCACUUCUUCCCCACGCUCUUCCAGCAUCAGUUUGAGAUCGAGGACGGUCGCACACCGAGCGGGAGCCUCGUCAGGUUUGCCUACCACGACGACGUCUUCCCCGGAUACUCGUGGCGCGGAUACGCCAUAUUCUCACAGACGCAGCCGGAUGUGUUGAUGGACAUUGAGGUAGACAAGCCCAGCCUGUACCUGAUCGUCUAUCACUACGUCAACCGCGGCAGCAAGACCAUCAACGGACAGGUCAUCGUCACGUCAGAGUACGACGACGAGACGACGACCGUACAGAAGGGCACGUUGGAGCUGCUGCCCUCUACACAGCCAUCUUUCACGUCGGUCAAGGUCGGAGGCACAGACUACCCGUUCGUGCUAGACCCGGGUCGCUGGACGGUCACCACUAGCAUCCCUGACCUCGUGGACGCCGUGUUCCUGGACUACUUCGUGCUGCUCCCACAAGUCUACUACGAGGCGACGCUGCUACAGGAGCACAUCUACGCUCCGUGCUCGCUUGAUGCUGCUGCCGGCGCCACCUGCCUUCACUACGUCUACCCGCCGCUGGCACAGUACCCGCGUGCCCGUGGAGAGACGGGGUACGUGGGUGUGAACAACGAGCGCAUGCGCGUGCAGCAGCUAGAGGACGAGCACGUGCUCACCGCCCUCGACUCCCCGUCCAUGGCCUGGCUCAGCAACAACCAGACGUCCAUGUUUCUGGACCUGGUGACGGACGCUCCUGGUGAAUACCUGCUGCUCAUCAACUACUACAUGACGGAGCGUGGCCGCAUGGACACACUAGCCGUGGACGUCGCUACGCCCAGCGGACCACAGCAGGGCAAGGCCCUGCUCUACGACUGCAACUACAGGUCGCUGUGUCGCUCUGUCGUUCUCGACCUGGAGGGACGCGCGGCGGUGUACGCUGUCGACACCGACUACAUCAGCCUCACCCUGCAGGGUUCCAUAGACAUCGACGCCGCAAUCGAUUCGGUCGUGGCGAUUCCGAUCAAGGAUUGGACGGAGAUGUUGUACACACCGCAGGUUCGCUGCCUGAGGAAGGAUGGAGAGUGUGAGGAGUCUAGCUUCCCGCUGCUGCCGUCGGCGGUUCGCUAUGAGGUCGAGGCCGGGGUCAACGCUGACCGCCGCGUGCCAGACAUCGAGAUGAUAGCUGAUGUCUACGACAAAGACAUCGGACUCGUGUACAUGAGCGAGAACGAGGGGGCGCUGGAGGUGCAGGGGACGGUGUCGCGGCCGGGAACCUACAGCUUCGUGUCGCAUCACUAUCAGCCGAAGCACAGCGAGUUCUCACUCGACGUCAUCGUCGACAACGGAUACCACGUCUACGAAGCCGUGUUGCCGGUGCCCUACUGUGGCUCCCUCUCUGGGUGUCGCUCUCUGGUGGAGACGGGAAGCAGAGAUUUCCAGUUUGAGGUUCAAGAGAACUUCACCCUGUCCUUCCAGGUGGCCGGCAGGAAGAGUCUGUGGAUGGACUAUGUGUUGGUGAUUCCAUCGACCGACCAGCGACCGGACUUCAACGCUAAGGGGAUGGUGGACAAGGCUUCAGACUUCAUCCAGGAAUGCGCCAAGGAUCACUUCUACGUGGACCCUAGUCGGCAAGGCUUCUGCCGUGACGCAGUAUUCUCGCUGACUACUGAGUACAACAACGGUGCGCUGCAGUGCGGGUGCAACAUUGACGGGUCGCUCAGCUUCCAGUGUGAGGAGUUUGGCGGACGCUGCAUCUGUAAGGACAACGUCAUCGGCCGCAUCUGCUCACAAUGUCACCCUGGCUACUACGGCUUCCCUAACUGCCAGAAGUGUAACUGCCCUAACGGCAUCUGUGAGCAGGACACUGGUAAGUGCAUCUGUCCGCCCAACGUCGCCGGGCCACAGUGCAACGUCUGCCUGCCGGAGACGUUCGGCUACGAUCCUUUUAUCGGCUGUGAGGAGUGUGCGUGCGAAUACUAUGGUGUCGAAGACCGCAACAUGACCUGUGACCUCAUCACGGGAAAGUGCCGCUGUAAGGAGAACGUGGUCGGGAGGCAGUGCACGGACUGCAUGGUGGGCAGCUACGCCUACCCUCACUGCGUAGACUGCACGUGCAGCCGGUAUGGAGUCACGCGCGAUGUGUGUGACCAGACGAACGGUGACUGCAUCUGUAAGGACAAUGUGGAGGGAGCGCGCUGUGACCAGUGCGCACCAGGCUCCUACUACCUUCACCCAGACAACGAGAAGGGAUGCACGAGCUGCUUCUGCUUCGGAGUAACCAAGGCCUGCGCCAGCUCCGAGCUCGUCGUCGUAUACAUCAUGGACAUGCGGGACUGGAACGUGACAAACCUCGAGAACCCGUUGAUAGACGAUGCUUCUAACCUCGCCUACAACGACCCGACGCUUAUCAACGUACGCGUCCGUGAAUCGCGACCCAUCGACCCCGACGCCGCGUCGUACUUCGUUGCUCCUGCGCCCUACCUCGGCGACAAGGUGACGUCAUACGGAGGUCGCCUGACCUACUCUGUCGCGCACACGCCGGCAGAUCAGGACGCUUACCGCAUCAUCCAGGGUGAUGUCAUCAUCACGGGUAACAACAUCAGUGUUGUUCACACGUCCAUGGAUCAGCCGGAGCCUGAACUCUCCACCCACAUCUCUGUCGCUCUCGUAGAAUCCUCGUUCGUCCUCGCCGACGACGCUGCCCACCAGGUGGCGGUGACGCGCGAGCAGUUCAUGAUGGUGCUAGCGGACGUCACGUCGCUGCACAUACGCGCAACCUACUACAGCGCCACCCAGGACUCAAUGAUUGCUAACGUCUCGCUCCCCAUCGGUAUCGUGGGAGGAGCCGAGACAGAGGGACACGACCUAGAUCAGGCGCACAGCGUCGAACAGUGCCAGUGUCCGCGCAACUACGAGGGAAGCUCGUGCGAGGUGUGUGCUGAGGGCUACCACCGCGUGGACGAGGGACCCUACCUCGGUCACUGCGUGCCGUGUAACUGCUACGGACACGCGGAAACCUGCGACCGCAACACCGGAGAGUGCGUCGAUUGUCGCAACAACACCGUCGGUGCCAACUGCGAUCGCUGCGAGCUCGGUUACUAUGGCGACGCGACGCAGGGAAGCGAGUGGGACUGUCAGAUCUGUGCCUGCCCUCUGCCGACGGUCGCCAACAACUUUGCGGCGUCGUGCACUCCCCUCGAGGACGGGUUUGAGGUGACGUGCGUGUGUCUGGAAGGAUACAAGGGUGUCAACUGUGAGAUGUGUGCUGCUGGUUACUGGGGCGACCCGACGGAGCCGGGCGGGGCGUGCGUGCGCUGCGAGUGUAAUGACAACCUCGACCUGUCCACGCCCGAACCCUGCGACACGGCGACAGGAGAGUGUCUGUCAUGCGGCAACGACACGGGAGGACCUGCCUGCAGCCGAUGUGUGCCCGGUUACUACGGCGACGCCAUCAUCGCAAAGAACUGCGUCCGUUGUUCGUGCGACGCGUGCGGGACGGAGGAGUGCGACUUUGACACCGGAAGCUGCCGCUGUGCCGCCGGCGUCGAGGGAGUCGCGUGCGACCGCUGCCAGCGCAACAUGUACGGCUUCAGCUCCUGCGAGGGAUGCACGCACUGCAACUGCUCGGAGGCAUCGAUGAGCAGCCAGUGCGACGCGGAGACGGGAGACUGCGAGUGCCAGCCCGGCGUGCGCGGGCGCACGUGCGACACGUGCAAGAACGGAUACUGGAACUUCUCUCCGUUCGGCUGCCAGAAGUGCGACUGCGAGAACUUCGUCGACACGGGAACGAUCUGCGACCAGGCGACGGGUCAGUGCAAGUGUCUGCCCGGCGUGACGGGAGAUAAGUGCGACACGUGCGACGAGAAGUGGGUGUUCAUCGAGAACGUCGGCUGCCAGCCAUGCGACGUCUGCACGCACAUCCUCAUCGACGAUGUCGCGUGGCUAGAGACGAAUGUGUCCGGGGUCAUGGACGAGCUUGCUAACGUCUCCAUAGGCGUGUACGCGUACGCCCGCCUCCGCCGCGACCAGGACCGCGUCGACGCGCUGAGGCCGUUGGUUGGAGGCAUCGUCACCGAUCCGUCACAGGUCAACCUCAGACCACUGCAGCAGGACAUGAACGGUCUCGAACAAUACGCCAACCACGUGCGCGACACCGCCGACGGCACGGUGGCGGAAUCGACGAACGUCAACGAGAAGGUGAUGGUGGUGAAGGAAGAGCGCGUCGCCGUGGAGAUGAUGAUGAGAGAGACGGUCGGCAGAGGCCAGCAGGUCGUGGAUCAUGCGUCGUCGGUGUGGUCGGUGAUCCGUUUUUGCUCGUUGUGA